Thyridium curvatum is the source of this 1209-nucleotide messenger RNA. RefSeq lists its product as uncharacterized. Gene Ontology annotation, molecular function: zinc ion binding; DNA-binding transcription factor activity, RNA polymerase II-specific. Bases 1 to 1209 code for a protein of 402 amino acids. NCBI's taxonomy places the organism in Eukaryota, Fungi, Ascomycota, Sordariomycetes, Thyridiales, Thyridiaceae. The transcript has a single exon. Gene Ontology annotation, biological process: regulation of DNA-templated transcription. The record is from RefSeq and is a predicted model, not a curated record.
AUGAACGCAAAACGGUCUGCGUGCGACCGCUGCCACAAGAUGAAGAUGCUGUGUCAGACGGAAGGACACGGUCAGAGCUGCAACCGAUGCCAGUCGGCGAGGACUCAGUGCACUUACAGCAAACCGGGGAGGCCGGGAAGGCCAGCCAACAAGGCCAGGAUCGUGUCGAACCCGAGCGGCGCGACGAACCAAGGGAGCGCAAUAGAGCCGGAGCCCGCCGGGGCUGGUAUUCCAGCGGCAAGCUUUCCACUCGCCGGCGAGAAUACCUGGAGGAACCCGCUCCCGGAGCACGCCGCAACCAAGGAGGCCGCAUACUUUCUGGAGGGGCAAAUAACACCCUGGACACCUUAUGGAAGCUUCUUGGACGCCUCAAGUCUGCCGCUCGACUAUACAGGUUGGUCCCUGAACAGCACGGAAGCCGACGUGUGCCCGUCAAGUUCGACGUCCACCGACCACCCGCCGACGGAGCCAGGCAUCAUGGGGGAGGCGGGUUUAUCCCUAGAGACGAAGCCGGACUCUCCCAUUUUCAUUGCGAGCAAGUUGCAUUUUGAUGACCAAGACUUCAUUCAACGUCUUGCGCAUUUUCAUGUAACUAUCACUUGCAUGAUCGACUACGAGGCGCACCUGGGCCCGGAAAAGCUUGAGCAGGAGGCAGCGCAUGUGCUCGAGAGCUCCUCUAAGUUCCUCGGGAUCAUCCAGGUGCUUGCAAGUGUGGCGGACACGGAGCGUCACCGGCGCAGAGGGCCGCAGGAGCCCUCCCCCUUCAACGCCUCCAUCUUCUUGCAACUCACCUCGAUAUCUAUACGGCUAAUCGAGAUGCACACCUGGCUCUACACCUCCAUCUACCGAUGCCUCCAGCAGGAACCCGACACGGUGAGCCAGGAGGCGGCAGGCGAGCCACCCUCGGCGCCGCAGCUGGGGUUCACCAUCGCCGGAGUGCGGCUGGCCCCGACCGCGCAUUUCCGGCUGCUUCUGAUCCUCCACACCGGCAUCUACUACCUUAGCCGCAUCCAAAAGGUGCUCGGGGAGGUCGAGGCGCUCCGGGUCGAAGCCGCGUCCGAGGUCUCGCCGGCCUUGCCUCUUCAGACGCGGAUGCUUAUUAGUGGAGACCAGAAGGGGCGCAUGGCCAAGAUCCGUUCGGUUUUAGCCAAGCUGAAAGAAGAGUUUGGGAUCUACUAUUCCGCCGGGGUCACAGAGGUUAGCGGGUGA